This is a messenger RNA of Paramisgurnus dabryanus, 1104 nucleotides long. It is a transcript of the gene dnajc12, whose product is annotated as DnaJ (Hsp40) homolog, subfamily C, member 12. Lineage: Eukaryota; Metazoa; Chordata; Actinopteri; Cypriniformes; Cobitidae. The record is from RefSeq and is a predicted model, not a curated record. Gene Ontology annotation, cellular component: cytoplasm.
CGACACUUUACGGUAGUGUUGUGCUGUGGUUUACUUUGGUGUUGAAGAUUGACGCGCAUGGAGGCGAUAUUAAACUACAGAUCGGAGGAUUUGGAGGAUUAUUAUGGGCGGCUGGGAUGUGAUGAGUUGUCCACGACUGAACAGAUUAUUAAUGAGUUCAAAGUACGAGCCUUGGCUUGUCACCCAGACAAACAUCCAGAGAACCCCAAAGCAGUUGAGGAUUUCCAGAAGUUACAGGAAGCUAAAGAAGUUCUCACAGAUGAGAAGAAAAGAAAGAGUUAUGAUCACUGGCUCAGAAGUGGAAUCACAAUACCAUUCAGUGAGUGGCAAGCGCUCAGUGACUCAGUUAAAUCGUCAAUGCACUGGGCUGUUCGGGCAAAAAAUGAGCCAAUGCUGGAAGCCGCUAAAGAUCCGGAUACAUUGAAGUCAGGAGAUCAGGAGACUCCAUCAGACAGUGAAGUAAAUAAAGAAGAGAAAACAUCUGAUCAACUACCAUCAAGUGAGUAUUGGCAUCGCAGGUUCCGCUGGGCCGCUGAAGCUCCUUCAGGCCUUUUACAGAAGUUCAGAAACUAUGAAAUAUAAAAACUCAUUGAUUCAUUUGCUCUUUACUUGGCUUUGUGUGUUUGUCUUUUGUGACAUGUAAAUCGAGACCAAUUGAUGUUUCAUCAUUUUUGACAUCUGUCAACUUUUACCUUUUUUUUUUAGUCGUGAUGCUUUAUACGGCUGUAUGGUUUAUAUAUUAUUUAGAUUGAUUAUUGAGAGGAUAUAACAUGUUUUGCUUGGCAUGUCAAGUUUACACAGGAAAGAAUUAUGACUACCAUAAAGAUAAUGUCGAUUCUAUUUAUUUAAAUAAUAUACAACCAGUAUACUAAUUUAAAUGACAACUAUAAAUAAUAAUUAUAAUAAUAAUUAUUAUAAAACAUUAUAAUUAUUGAUAGCUACAUAUGAGCCAGAAGUGUCUUUCAAUCAGUAUUCUGAGAUCUGUGUGUUUGUGUAUUGAUGAUACGUAUUCAUAUCGUGUGCUUUUGUAGUCAUUUAAAUGUUUCAAGCCUGCUGAAAGGCUUGUGUGCAUUGUCUGUAUGCUUGUGCAUUAGACAUAAUAAA